This is a messenger RNA of Solanum dulcamara, 2082 nucleotides long. Its product is annotated as SNF1-related protein kinase catalytic subunit alpha KIN10-like. The record is from RefSeq and is a predicted model, not a curated record. Gene Ontology annotation, biological process: protein phosphorylation; intracellular signal transduction. NCBI's taxonomy places the organism in Eukaryota, Viridiplantae, Streptophyta, Magnoliopsida, Solanales, Solanaceae. The transcript is spliced from 11 exons. The coding region runs from base 323 to 1867 and encodes 514 amino acids. Gene Ontology annotation, molecular function: protein serine/threonine kinase activity; ATP binding.
UAUUAUCAACAAUUAGUUCUAGGAUAUAUUAUCAGAAGGCUAAGAAGUUUUUCUGUGAAUACCAGGAGGGAAAAAUUAACGGAAUCGAAAAUCAGUGAACUCCAUUCUUGCGCUUCUGCAGCCAUCCUUACUCCCCUACCCUACCCCCAAUCUUCCCCCCACCCCACGACUGGCCUCAACUUCUUCCCCUGUAUUCCAGGAGGUCAUUGAUAAUCUCUUUCAUCCUCAAAUGCUGAAGAUAAUCGCUUAAUUUCUCAACUUCUCAUCUUUUGUUGUUGAAUUUCUUCAAUCUGCUUCUUGAGGUUUAGCUUCUGUCAGGAAAAUGGAUGGGUCAACAGUCCAAGGCACCAGCAGUGUGGACUCAUUUUUACGGAACUAUAAGCUCGGGAAAACUCUUGGCAUUGGAUCGUUUGGCAAAGUUAAAAUAGCUGAACAUACCUUAACAGGGCACAAAGUUGCUGUCAAGAUUCUUAAUCGUCGAAAAAUCAGGAACAUGGACAUGGAAGAAAAAGUCCGAAGAGAAAUCAAAAUAUUGAGAUUGUUCAUGCAUCCUCAUAUAAUACGGCUUUAUGAGGUCAUAGAGACACCAUCAGAUAUAUAUGUUGUGAUGGAGUAUGUGAAAUCUGGUGAGCUGUUCGAUUAUAUUGUUGAGAAGGGCAGAUUGCAGGAGGAUGAAGCUCGUAAUUUUUUCCAGCAGAUAAUUUCUGGUGUGGAGUACUGCCAUAGAAACAUGGUGGUUCAUAGAGACCUUAAGCCUGAAAACCUCCUUCUGGACUCCAAAUGGAAUGUGAAAAUCGCAGAUUUUGGUUUGAGCAAUAUCAUGCGCGAUGGUCAUUUUCUGAAGACAAGUUGCGGAAGCCCAAACUAUGCUGCCCCAGAGGUUAUAUCAGGUAAAUUGUAUGCUGGCCCUGAGGUAGAUGUAUGGAGCUGUGGCGUUAUUCUAUAUGCUCUUCUCUGUGGCACCCUUCCAUUUGACGAUGAAAACAUUCCCAAUCUUUUUAAGAAAAUAAAGGGUGGAAUAUAUACUCUGCCCAGCCAUUUAUCAGCUGGUGCGAGGGAUUUGAUUCCAAGGAUGCUUAUAGUCGACCCAAUGAAGCGAAUGACUAUUCCUGAGAUUCGCCUGCACCCUUGGUUCCAAGCUCAUUUGCCACGUUAUUUGGCCGUACCUCCACCCGAUACAAUGCAACAAGCAAAGAAGAUCGAUGAAGAGAUUCUUCAAGAGGUGGUUAAGAUGGGAUUUGACAGGAACAACCUUACUGAGUCCCUUCGCAAUAGAGUUCAAAAUGAGGGCACUGUUGCGUACUAUCUGCUACUUGACAAUCGCCAUCGUGUUUCCACUGGCUAUCUUGGAGCUGAAUUUCAGGAGUCCAUGGAAUAUGGUUACAACCGGAUCAAUUCUAAUGAAACUGCUGCUUCCCCUGUUGGUCAACGCUUCUCAGGAAUAAUGGAUUAUCAGCAAGCUGGUGCAAGACAGUUUCCUAUUGAAAGAAAAUGGGCUCUUGGCCUCCAGUCUCGGGCGCAUCCACGUGAAAUAAUGACUGAAGUUCUGAAAGCUCUGCAAGAACUGAAUGUAUGUUGGAAAAAGAUUGGUCAGUAUAACAUGAAGUGUCGAUGGGUUCCUAGCAUACCUGGUCGUCAUGAAGGCAUGGGUAUUAAUUCCAUGCACGGGAAUCAGUUCUUUGGAGACGAUUCUUCCAUUAUUGAGAAUGAUGGGGUCUCUAAAUUAACAAAUGUGGUCAAGUUUGAAGUUCAGCUGUACAAAACCAGGGACGAGAAGUACUUGCUGGACCUUCAGAGGCUUCAGGGUCCACAGUUCCUCUUCUUGGAUCUGUGUGCCGCUUUUCUUGCGCAGCUUCGAGUACUUUGAAGUCUCUGAAGUAUGGAGCUUUGUUGGAAAGCUAUGUGCUUGUAUAUAAUUGGUAUACCAGCUCAGUUACUGCAUUUUGUCUUGUUAACAAAUUUCACCCUGCUUGGUCAGAGGUGCCUAGCAACUUUUUUUUGUUGAUUCGCUAGGAGUUCUAGCUUACUCUUUUUAAUGUUUCUUCUUAACUUUGUCAGUGUCUAUGGAGUUUCAGUUAUCUA